AUGUUUUCCAUUGCCAAUCCCGAUGAAGUUCGUUGCAAAUGCACAAGAUGCAAUCGCAAUCCUCUUGGAUACACCAUGACAGAUAAAAGAACUGCCAAGCGUCAUGCCCAGAAUGAUAAUGACAGGAAUAUGGAUAAAACCAUUAAUGAACAAAUAGUUUUGACAGCCGAAGUAAACACUGGUGAAGCUGAUAUGGACGUAGAUCAAAUUGAAGAACAUAUUGAAUAUGAUAAUUACUCCAAUGGUGCACCCUCACCAGAGCAGUAUGUCAAUACCCAUUUACCUCUUUUGGUGGAAGAAUCUCUUUUUGAAACAGAGGAGUAUACCUCAGAGUAUGAGUCUGAAUAUGAGUCGUCGGAUGAAUUUGAGCAAGAAGAACAGAACAGAGAGCAAGAACAGGAGUCUACAGAAAACCUUCCAGAGAAUAUUUGGCAUCGAGUAAUUGCGGUUUUCACUGUGAUAUUUAUUUCUAGCUUCAUUGUGGAUGAAGGCGCAGUAAUUUUGAUUACAUUCAUAAAUACAAUCCUCGAACAUUAUGGAGAGGAUUUCCGACUUCCCACAAGCAUUCCGGGUUUGAGGAAAAUGACAGGAUACAAUGACUUGACAAACAGCGUAUCAAAAUAUGUAGCAUGCAGUAAUUGUCACACAUUGUACGAUUACAGCAACAACACACAUACAUCCUGCAAUUUCAAAAGAGUUGGUAGUAAGACGCAUUGUAAGAAUGAUCUCUACAAGUCUAGUAUGAAGAACGCCAUGAUUCCAAAGUGCACAUUUGUUUAUAACUCGUUGACAACUACCUUGAAAAAAAUGUUUACACGUCCUUCUUUUGAGAUGCGUGCAACCAUUAUCGAUCCCAUGCACAACCUUUUUCUCGGGACUGCAAAACAAAUGAUGGAUAUUUGGAUUGCAAACAAUUUGCUUGAUGACAAAGAUUUUGUAGAUAUGCAGGAAGAGGCUAAUAGAAUGACACGCCUGCGAGAUGAUCUGCUUGGCAAUUGGAUCCAUUUUGUCGAUGCAUGCAGAGAAUUGACGAAGCCAAGUAUCACCAAAAAUGGGAUCAAAAAAGCUCACGAAAGUUUGGAGGAGUUCUGUGUUGGUUGUGAAGACUUUUAUAAACCAGAUGUAUUCACGCAAAACAUGCAUCUCCAUCUCCAUCUAAAAGAAACGAUUGAGGACUUUGGGCCAAUUUACGGAUUUUGGCUAUUUAGCUUUGAGCGCUAUAAUGGUGUAUUGAAAGGGUUUGAGACAAACCAGAAGAGUGGGUUCGAGAAUACCUACAUGAAAAGGUUUCUUGAGAGUUCUUACAAUGGUGACUUUUGUCAAGCGCAUCUCAGAAAUGUUACCAGCCCUUUACUCCUCUCUCUCUUUCUCAAGCUGUCUGGUCAUAAAAUCUAUAAUCCUGCACUUUCGCCACAUCCUUUGAUACCGUCAUUCUUUCACUUGCCAACGUUCCUACAAUCCGCUGAAAAGCCUUCAAAGCAAACAUUUGGCAACGAACCUCUACCUCUUUCCGCUCUACCAUUGUGUUUGAAGCCACCAACAACAAUGAGAAAAUCCGAGUAUGAUUGUCUGCUCGAUUUCUAUAAAAUUGAGUAUGACAAUGAUUCUCUUUGCAGUGCCAAGACAACAAUCAGGAAUUGUUGGUUUGUGAAUGACCGAAUCCAGAAGAUUUCAUCCAUCAAUCUCCUUGGACAAGUUUACACAGGUGGAGAAGACUUGGUCGUGAGAGGAUCGCAUAUACAAGCGAAAUUUAUUGAAAAAAGUGGAGACUCUGAGGAAAGAUAUGCUGGUCGUAUUAAGUACUUGUUCUUGCACGAUUUUACACCAAACCUCACGCACACCAACCUUUCCCCUUGUCACAACCCUCAACACGUAUUUGCCUUCGUUGAGUGGUACAAAAUUCCUCGCCAUCAACCUAGAAUCAAGCAGGGUAUCGAGUUGUAUGAGCCAGAAUUUCUGAAGUAUGACUACAACAACAUUCUGCCUGUCCACCGCACCUUGUCGCCAAUUGCAAUUGGAAGUCAUGUGUCUGGUAGUGGUGCGGCAAAAGUCGUUGUUAUUCCUCUGCCAAGAAAGCUGUACACUUAA
This is a messenger RNA of Phycomyces blakesleeanus NRRL 1555(-), 2088 nucleotides long. RefSeq lists its product as hypothetical. The record is from RefSeq and is a predicted model, not a curated record. NCBI's taxonomy places the organism in Eukaryota, Fungi, Mucoromycota, Mucoromycetes, Mucorales, Phycomycetaceae. Bases 1 to 2088 code for a protein of 695 amino acids. The transcript has 6 exons.